Neodiprion fabricii is the source of this 2591-nucleotide messenger RNA. It is a transcript of the gene Slu7, whose product is annotated as pre-mRNA-splicing factor Slu7. Bases 650 to 2416 code for a protein of 588 amino acids. Gene Ontology annotation, molecular function: pre-mRNA 3'-splice site binding. Gene Ontology annotation, biological process: mRNA splicing, via spliceosome. The record is from RefSeq and is a predicted model, not a curated record. The transcript has 6 exons. NCBI's taxonomy places the organism in Eukaryota, Metazoa, Arthropoda, Insecta, Hymenoptera, Diprionidae. Gene Ontology annotation, cellular component: spliceosomal complex.
UACUCGCUGUCGCGGCCUCGCACUGCUUGCAGCCUGUGAAAAUCCAGCCAUAGCUCGAGUUAGACGGAGACGUACAGUCGGUUAGUUCUGGACAUGUCGGAGGUGAAGUGGCGUCUCUUUCUACUGGCUACUGUGCAUGCGUGGGAUAGUCGAAGCAAAAAUAUUCUGUUACAAUUCAGCAAAGGGAAAAGCGUGCGAAAGACACACUUUGGUAUACAAGCUUUUUGAAGGACUGUACCGGUGCAAAAGAAACAGCAGUUCACCUUCAGGGCAUCUUUCUCCCUCCGGAAAACCAAGCGUAUACAUAACCAUACAAGUGAUUGUUCCAGUAUUAUUAUAUUUCAGUGAGAAAGAACUUCGGUUCAGUUACUUGACGUUUUGACGUGUUCUAAAUCAUUUAUCGAACACUUGGCGAUUGAUAUUACGUUAUUAACGCGUGUGAAGUGACAAACUUACCUGCGAGGAGCCCUCAAAAGUGAACUAAAUUUUCUACUUACGUUAAUAUGCUUACAAUUGAUUGAGAUUGAGUUUGUAUCUUGUAACCUGAAAAUCUAAGAGAUGUAAAUAUUGCUUUUCUACGUAUUUACUACCCACAAAAUCGGAUAUUGCUGCAUGGUGAAACUCUGGGCCGGACACUACGCAAAGCAAAAUGACAACUCCAUCGGCCAACGUUCCUGUAUCUGUAAUACUUAAAAAUAAAAGCGAGUUUGAGGAUGAACCAAGAAAAAAGAGCAGGGAAGAUUGGCGCAAAGCAAAAGAGCUAGAGGAGGCUCGGAAAGCAGGUACUGCGCCUGCAGCUGUUGACGAGGAAGGGAAAGAUAUAAAUCCACACAUUCCUCAAUACAUCAGCGCUACACCUUGGUAUUUUGGUGCAGAGGGCCCAACACUCAAACAUCAAAGACCUCAACCUGAGAAACAAAGACAGUUCAGCCACUUGGAUGAAUGGUACAAACGUGGUGUAGAUACAAGCAAAGUAGCAGUAAAGUAUAGAAAAGGAGCUUGCGAAAAUUGCGGAGCUGUUACGCAUAAGAAAAAAGAUUGCAUGGAAAGGCCUCGAAAAAUUGGGGCUAAAUUUACUAAUGCUAAUAUUGCGCCAGAUGAAUUUGUCCAACCUGAUUUAUCUGUUGAUUACGAUGGUAAAAGAGAUAGAUGGGCAGGCUAUGACCCAGCGGAACACAGAGCUAUUGUUGAAGAAUAUCAAAAAAUAGAAGAUGCCAAGAGACAAAUGCGUGCUGAUAAAUUAAAUGCAGAAGAAAACGACGAGCAAGAUUCGGACAAAGAUGAAGACAAAUACGUAGACGAGGUGGACAUGCCUGGUACAAAAGUUGACUCAAAGCAAAGAAUUACUGUACGAAACUUGAGGAUUAGAGAAGAUACUGCUAAGUACUUGCGAAAUUUGGAUCCAAAUUCAGCAUAUUAUGAUCCCAAGACGAGGUCUAUGAGGGACAAUCCUUACGCAGGGACGGAUCAAGAGGUUGCUUACCGAGGGGAAAAUUUUGCACGUUUCUCUGGUGACACUCAGCAACAUGCUGUUGCACAGCUGUUUGCAUGGGAUGCUCAUGAACGCGGUGUUGAUGUUCAUCUUUUGGCCGAACCCACUAAGCUUGAAUUACUCAAACAGGAAUACGAUAAAAAACGGGACGAACUUAAAGACGAGGCACGUGGUGGUGUGAUUAAGAGAUACGGAGGUGCGGAACAUCUUCAGGCACCACCUGCCGCUUUGCUACUUGCUCAGACUGAAGACUAUGUCGAAUACUCGAGAUAUGGAAAGGUGAUUAAAGGUCAAGAAAAGCAAGUGAUACGUUCAAAAUAUGAAGAAGAUGUUUUUCCAAACAAUCACACAUCGGUUUGGGGUUCCUACUGGGAAGGGGGCCAUUGGGGAUAUAGGUGCUGUCAUUCAUUUGUUAAGAAUUCCUAUUGCACUGGUGAUGCUGGAAAACAAGUCACAGAUGUACCAACCCCGGGGCCUACCUUAAUAGAUGAACAGAACCAAAAAGUAAGAGAGACUGACAUAUUAGAGACCAAAGAGGAACAGAUGGUAGUUGCACGAGAUGCUGAACAAAACAGCGAUUCCUCAGUCAAUGACAAGGACUCAAGUGAUUCUUCAAAUGAGGAAGAGAAUUGGAAAUCAAAAACAGAACGUAAAUCAAAAUCCAAAAAGAAGAGUAAGAAACGAAAGCAAAAGGAAAAACGAAGGAAUAAAAAGGCAAAUAAAGAUGAGGAUAAAUUGAAAGAAGCUUUAAGAAAAGAAGUUGAAAAUCAAAAGGAAGCAGACAGACUGCUAAAAAUGGAUGAACGAAAACGGCCUUAUAACAGUAUGUUCGAAGUUAAAGAACCAACUGCAGAAGAAAUUGAAGCUUUCCAGAUGAAACGAAAACGUGACGAAGAUCCUAUGGCACAUUUUCUGAAUAAAUAAUCUUAAUUUUUGAUCCAGACAAAUCGAAUUCAAUCUAAAAAUUUUAUUUGUCGAUUAAUGAUCAGAAACUUCAAAAUCUGUACAAAGAACCUCCGUUAUUAAUGUAAAUCGUUUGUUUACCGAAACUUAUCCCGUUGUUGUAUUUAUUAAAAAAUAAUAUCUAUUGACAAUGUAA